AUGUUUCCCACUCAUGUACAACCGAAAUCAGUGCGAUACGACCGAAGAGUUUCGCAAUGCCCCGGUUACUUACUCUUCAUGGCGAAGAAAAUUGAGUUGCUGAGAUUGUCUAGCAACAUAUCUUUAUGCUUGCGGAAAAAGAAAAUCCGCAAUCGCGUUGAUAUCAGUGUUGUUAAUCUCAGCAACAGUGUCUUCAUCCACGGACUUGUGCAGCAUGAUGGUGUUUAUGGUGUUCUUACUGCAGAUGCACUUACGUUAUCAUACACUGAAAAAUCGAGGCUCAUUCAGUUGGAUCCAGUUACCUGUGCACGAUACUGUAAUUACCGUUUCAUCGAAGGAUUCAUUGCAUGCUCCUUUGCGAUUGAUCUUCAGGAUCAACAAGGACUCAGUCGCAGUCCACAUUAUCUUGAAUUUCAGUAUCACAGAUAUGCUAUUACAUGCGGCAAAUGUAAGACAGGGAAAUGCAAAUUUGGUAUACCGUUUUACCUAGUGCGCAACACCAGAAUUCUGCUACCACUGCCUGAGAACACUGACGAGCAGGAGUGUAAGUGCCUUGCAGGAGUGCUAAGGCGAAUAAAAGGUGUUUCGACCGAGAACGAAAACUUGGAGAACAUACUUUUGAUGAAUUCCUGGAAAGAUGUCAGGUCCAAUUUGGAUCUGCAGUAUGUGCUCGAUCCAUAUGCGUGUGCAUCCUAUAUCAUUGACUACAUCAGUAAGUCCGACCGAAAGGUUGGCGCAACAAUUGAAGAAAUGGUGAAGGAACUGCGCAAGCAAAACAAUACUCUGCGUGAAGUAAUACGAAAAAUCAGCAGUGUCCAUUACAACGGCGCCGAAAUUUUAGCACAGGAAGCUACAUACAAGAAAUUUUAG
This is a messenger RNA of Gongylonema pulchrum, 870 nucleotides long. NCBI's taxonomy places the organism in Eukaryota, Metazoa, Nematoda, Chromadorea, Rhabditida, Gongylonematidae. The record is from the annotation of a GenBank genome assembly.